UGCCGGGAUUGAACGCGGCUCACGUGCGGCCGGUCUUAAAUUAUAAAAACAGCACGUGAAAUGGCCCUAGCGCGAAGAAUCGCCGGAAUCUGCUUGCGGCAGUUCCUUGUGUCCUCCAGGAGCCUCGCACAACCGAUUGCUGGACCCAGGAUAGCUCCCGUUGCCAGUUUUAAAGCGCCUUUCUGUACCGCGCCAGAGCAAAACGAUGAGCUGGGACGAUUGCAGCCCCGAAAGAUGACCCUCGUGUACACGUGCAAAGUGUGCCAGCACCGGAAUACGAACACAAUUUCCAAGCAGGCCUACGAAAAAGGGGUCGUCAUAGUGACCUGCGACGGUUGUAGAAACCACCACCUCAUAGCGGACAAUCUGAAUUGGUUCACCGAUUUAAACGGCAAACGGAACAUCGAGGACAUUUUGGCUGAAAAGGGCGAAAAGGUGACUCGAGUGAUUGAAGUAAAGGGAGAAACGUGAAAUAUAUUGCGAUAAGGAUAAAUAACAACAAAUCCAAA
This is a messenger RNA of Anopheles aquasalis, 509 nucleotides long. Its product is annotated as DNL-type zinc finger protein. The record is from RefSeq and is a predicted model, not a curated record. Gene Ontology annotation, cellular component: mitochondrion. Gene Ontology annotation, molecular function: zinc ion binding; protein-folding chaperone binding. Gene Ontology annotation, biological process: protein import into mitochondrial matrix; protein folding; protein stabilization. Lineage: Eukaryota; Metazoa; Arthropoda; Insecta; Diptera; Culicidae.